AAGAUCCACUCUCGUUUUCAACUUUCCCAAUUUCUUUCCAUCUUCAAUUUUUGUCAUCAAAAUUUCAAAACAUUUCUUCCAUUUACAUUUACACCAUCAAUGGCUACCAAAACAACACAACAACAAAUACCAAAUUCAUCUCCAAAAACCCCCAACAAAAAACCCCCAAAUCCUUUCACUUUCUGGUUUUACUUCACUAUUUCAGUCUCAAUCAUAACACCAAUAUUCAUCACAUUUUCAACUUUUUCAACACAAAAUGACCCCAAAACAUGGUUUCUUACAUUGCCCACAAAUCUUAGAAACCAUUAUUCAAAUGGGAAAUACAUAAAAGUCCAAACAAGACUUGAAAGUGAUUCACUUGAUGUGUUCACAAUCCAAGAUGGACCAUCAGAUUCACUUCAAAAUGUGCUUUUAGUACAUGGGUAUGCAUCAAGUUCUUACCUUUUUACUGAUCUUGUAAAAAAAUUAGGUAAAAAAGGUAUAAAGACUGUUGCUUUGGACUUGCCUGGUUUCGGGUUUUCAGAUAAGUAUGAAAUGGUGACUGAAGAGAAAGUGAUUGAGGGUUUUGGGAGGGUUUUAGAGUUGUAUAACGAGAUUAAAGAAAAGGGCAUUUUUUGGGGUUUUGAUCAGUUAGUUGAGCAAGGUUAUGUGAAUUAUGAUUAUGAAGAGAAUGAAAUUCGGGUGUCGAAAGUAACGAGUUUGAAAGCGGUUGAGUUGGGUUCAGAAGAGAUGGGUAGGGUUUUGAGACAAGUGAUUAAUGCAUUAGGUUUAGCUCCUGUUGAUUUAGUUCUUCAUGAUUCGGCGUUUAAUUUAGGAGCGAAUUGGGUGUCGAAAAAUGUUGAGUUUGUAAGAAGUGUGACUCUGAUUGAUAGUGCAUCGAAUCAGCCGGCUUUUCCUUUAUGGGUUUUGAAAAUGCCAGUACUUAGAGAAGUUGCUUUAGGUUUUGGAUUUUUGUUUGGGAAGGUUAUUGAAAAUUGUUGCUCAAAAUCGGUUGGGGGUUUUGAUGCAGAGGGUCACAGGCUUCUAUUGAAGGGUAGAGAUGGAAGAAAAUCGGCUGUUGGAACGGGGAAUAAAAUGAAUUCUAGUUUCGAUAUUGCCGAAUGGGGUAAACUUGAUGGUGUGAAAAAUUUGCCAAUGCAGGUGAUUUGGUCUACUAGUUGGUCGGAAGAAUGGAUCAAACAGGGACACAAAGUUGCCGCCAUGCUUCCUCAUGCGACCUUUGUCACACAUUCUGGUGGCCGCUGGCCACAGAAGGACACAGCCGAUGAGCUUGCUGAAAGCAUUCAUGAGUUCUUGUCCGGAUUACCAAAACCCAUGAAAGUCACCAAGACAAAAGAGCCUGUACCAGAGCAUAUCCGUGAAAUGCUUGAUGAAGCCCCAUCCAAUGUUCAUCACCAUGGUUUUGGUGGUCAUGACCAUAGCCAUGGUCAGGGUCAGGGUCACGAUGUUGGAUACCCAACUGGCUAUGGACUCAGACAUGAAUUUCGUUGAGAGUUUGAACUACUAUAACUAUAGGCCUGCAAUUAUUGUGGAAGUUUCUUUUUUAGGUGGCUGUUGUAUAAGAAGUAUAAUCCUAUAUUCUAAGUUUUAUAGUGUUUACAGAUUGUUCAAUCUUUUUGUGGAAUUAGUAAGAAAGGUGUUGAGUGUUGACAGAUUUUAAAUUAGGUUCCUGAGUGUUGACAGAUUUCGAAUUAGGUUCCUGAUUGUUGGUAAUCCUCUAGGAUGUUCUUUAA
This is a messenger RNA of Erigeron canadensis, 1733 nucleotides long. RefSeq names its product protein AUXIN RESPONSE 4. Gene Ontology annotation, biological process: auxin polar transport. Gene Ontology annotation, cellular component: endoplasmic reticulum; mitochondrion. The transcript has 2 exons. The coding region runs from base 100 to 1491 and encodes 463 amino acids. The record is from RefSeq and is a predicted model, not a curated record. Gene Ontology annotation, molecular function: hydrolase activity. Lineage: Eukaryota; Viridiplantae; Streptophyta; Magnoliopsida; Asterales; Asteraceae.